Nylanderia fulva is the source of this 1768-nucleotide messenger RNA. RefSeq lists its product as uncharacterized. Gene Ontology annotation, molecular function: nucleic acid binding; zinc ion binding. Lineage: Eukaryota; Metazoa; Arthropoda; Insecta; Hymenoptera; Formicidae. The record is from RefSeq and is a predicted model, not a curated record.
UUAUACGUGUAAAAUAAAAAGAUUUUAGCCUGAACUCGCACCAAAGGCAAAGUUUUUGGAAAACAGCAAAAAUGACGGUCUCCUCUUAGACAGGCCUUUGGCGAUCUGUCUAUUAAUCUGUGUUUCUAUUCAUCAAUCUGACGCAAACGCUUCAUGUGCAGCAGGCUUUAAUCAUAUGGGGAUUCACCAUGAUUCACCAGUAAAGAAGGUUAUCUCUCUUCUCAUCUCUUGUUCUCUGUCACCAGUUAUUUAUAUUCAAAGAUAAAAGAAGUAUACAGAUAAAUAUUUAAGAGACAGGACAGAAGUAAAGUUCCAUAGAGAGUGUACAGACUAACAAAGACUGGUUCACAAAUAACUAUAUAUUGUUAUACCACAAGUCGUUGAAAGCCAAAUGCUUUACUAGAAUUCAACACAAAGCAUUAUUUUAUUUUUGAGAUUUAUAUGAAUUACUAGACGUACACUUUAUUUGAUGUAAAAUAGUGUGCAAUUGUCACAAGAAAUGGGUAAUUCCAAAAGUAAAAGUGAACAAACGUUUCGUAGCCGAGGGGGAAUAAUUGUAGAUAUAAAUGGAAAAGUAUACAAUGAUGUCAGUCCUUCAAGUGAAGUGAAGAAUAAUAUUCAUUAUAAUAAACCAAAUACUAAUACUGCAUUUCCAAAAUCUAAUGAUUACAAAAGUUAUCCAAAUUCUGAAAGAAAACAAUAUUCAUUUCAUGAAAUUGAUAAAUCUCAUAAGAGAACAUUUAAUGAUACAAUUAUUCAAUCUAAGUUUGUGACGGAGACUUGUGAGAAAGAAAAAUACAAUAAUGAAAAUCAAACAAAUGAAGUGAAAAAUAAGUUUGCAAUUGCUGCACCCCAUAAAAUAUCUACUAAAGAUGAUUUUAUGACAGAAUGGUUUUCUUGGAAAGAUGAGUUCCUUAAAUAUAUGAAAUCAAUUGACCAAGCAGAGAGUAAUAAACAAGACUGGGGUAUAAUGCUCUUAAAUCGUAUGGGUCCUAUUGGCCAAGAAAUUUAUAGAACUUUCUUGUCUGAUAAGAACGAUGCUAAAGAUAUAGAUGCAUUGCUAAAACAAUUCGAUUUUUAUUGCAUAUUUGGAGGUAGAAGAAGAGGAGAUGAUGAAGAUAUCGAUGAAUAUGUCAAUAACCUGAUGGUAAUGGCAUCAAAACAUAUGGCUAGUACACAUGAAGCAGUGAAAGAAAAAAUUCUGAUGGAAAUUGACAAAGGUAAAUUUACAAGAAAAGCUGAAAGUUUAAUUAUGGGUUUUUCAUUUCCAUCGAGUAUACAGUCGUUAACUGUAAAAGAAAUAACAUAUAUUUGGAUGUUAUAUGAGAAUGUAAAUUUCAAGCGAAGUGAGGAAAUCCACAAUUUUAUAGUUAAAAAUUGCAAUAAUUGUGGAAGAACACAUAAAAUGUAUAACUGUUAUGCUCGUGGAAAACGAUGUAAUAAGUGCGGUAACGAGAAUCACUAUUGGACAAGAUGUCCUUCUCAAUUUAUUGAUAAUUGUUUAUACUGCGGGGAAGCCCAUUUUGUUCGAGAGUGUCCUGCUUAUUUGAACGAGUGUAACAAAUGUAACAGAACAAAUCAUUUCUCCUGGAAAUGUUCGAUUUCAACAGUAUUGAAUUGCAACUAUUGUGGUUUAACACAUAUCGCAUCUAGAUCUGCAUGCUCUGCAGCAAAUACUAUAUGCUUUAUUUGCAAGAGAAGAGGACAUGUUCCAUCAAAAUGUUUCAAAAAAUCAACAUAUAGAUAAUUUAAAAGUAUCAUCUGAAUA